UGUAAGCUGGAACUGGUGGUGGGCAGUCCUGCUUCGUGCAUGGAGCUGGAGCUGUAUGGUGCUGACGACAAGUUCUACACCAAGCUGGAUCAAGAGGAUGCGCUGCUGGGCUCCUAUCCUGUAGAUGACGGCUGCCGCAUCCAUGUCAUUGAUCACAGUGGCGUCCGGCUUGGAGAAUAUGAAGACGUGUCCAAGGUGGAGAAAUACGAGCUCUCACCGGAAGCUUAUGACCGGAGGCAAAAUACAGUUCGGUCGUUCAUGAAACGCAGCAAGGUAGGCCCAUACAACGAAGAACUCCGGGCGCAGCAGAAGGCUGAGGCCGCCCAGCGCCUCAGUGAAGAGGAGGCCCAAGCCAGUGCCAUCUCUGUGGGUAGCCGUUGUGAGGUGCAGUCACCUGGCCAGUCCCUUCGCCGGGGCACUGUCAUGUAUGUAGGACUCACAGAUUUCAAGCCAGGCUACUGGGUUGGUGUCCGGUAUGACGAGCCCUUAGGGAAAAACGAUGGCAGUGUGAACGGAAAACGCUACUUUGAGUGCGAGGCCAAGUACGGUGCCUUUGUCAAGCCAUCGGCUGUCACCGUGGGAGAUUUCCCAGAGGAGGACUACGGGUUGGAUGAGAUGUGAUGCUGAAAGGACAUCCCCUGAUCUGGCCCCUGAUAGAGCCCCUUUGUCUGUAUGCCUGUGGCCCUUUUCCUCAGAUCCUGUUUAAUUGUAUUCACGUUUGUCUGCCAUUGACUUUUCAGAUUUGUGCAUUAAAUUAAUCAGAAUCCAGGAGGA
Messenger RNA from Cricetulus griseus (Chinese hamster), 774 nucleotides. NCBI's taxonomy places the organism in Eukaryota, Metazoa, Chordata, Mammalia, Rodentia, Cricetidae. The record is from RefSeq and is a predicted model, not a curated record.